AUUCUUCACCAUCCUCAUCUUGCUCUUUCAAUUUCUUGCUUCUAUCUUCUUUCUUCAUCAUCAUGACACUUUUUGGUAGAAUCAGCACUGAAAUUGGGGUUCAUUCAACUGCUGAAAAGUGGUACAACCUCUUCGCAAAAAGCCUCCAUGAUGUCCAACACCUAACUGAUAGUGUUCAUGGAACCCAGCUGCAUCAGGGUGAAGACUGGCAUCACCAUGAGACCAUCAAACACUGGACUUAUAAAAUAGAUGGAAAGGUUGUAAAAUGUCAUGAGAAGAUUGAAUCUAUUGAUGAAGAGAAGAAAACAAUCUAUUACAAGCUCUUCGGUGAAGACAUAGACCACAGGUUUAAGGUGUUUAACCUCGUAUUUCAAGCAAUUGAUAAGGAGAACGGUGGUGCUAUUAUCAAAUGGACCAUUGAAUAUGAGAAACUUAAUGAAGAAGUUCAUCCUCCAUAUGGCUACAUCGAAUACCUGCACAACUGCACCAGAGAUAUUGAUGGUAAUCUUGUGAAGGCAUAACUCCAAGAAGAAAUUUAAAGUAAAAGAAGAAAUAAUGGAGUUAUUGGCCCUUAGAAUAAUGGUUGUGAUGUUCGAGGAGUGUUCUUAUUAUCAUGUAGGUCCUUUGUUUGAAUGGAAUAAAUUUGCAUGAACAUGUCAGUGCUUUGAAGUGUGUAAUGCUGCAUGUGAUGCAUAUAAAUGAAUAUGUAUGCUUUGCAAUAUAAAAGUGCUUCUUUUUGA
Messenger RNA from Vigna angularis (adzuki bean), 740 nucleotides. RefSeq names its product MLP-like protein 43. Gene Ontology annotation, biological process: defense response. The coding region runs from base 63 to 521 and encodes 152 amino acids. The transcript has 2 exons. The record is from RefSeq and is a predicted model, not a curated record. Lineage: Eukaryota; Viridiplantae; Streptophyta; Magnoliopsida; Fabales; Fabaceae.